Messenger RNA from Drosophila ficusphila, 585 nucleotides. RefSeq lists its product as uncharacterized. The record is from RefSeq and is a predicted model, not a curated record. Lineage: Eukaryota; Metazoa; Arthropoda; Insecta; Diptera; Drosophilidae. Bases 1 to 585 code for a protein of 194 amino acids. The transcript is spliced from 2 exons.
AUGCGAACUAGAUGGGGAUUGGUAGUGGCCAUCACGGCUUUGACGGUCCUGCUUGAACUCACAGGGAUAUCGAGCAAGGAGAGCUGCUACUAUGUGACGUUCACCCACGCCAACUGGACGGACGACCGACCGCGGUUCGUGGUGAACAUGACGUUCUCGAACCAAUCCGGCAUCGGCUCGGUCACCACCAUUAACGAGGAGAUAGCCUCGCCCGUCUCCCGCAUCCUGAUCCAGCAGCACUCCGCCCGGGAGAAGGCGCGCACCAUCUACAACGCCUCCACCAAGCUGUGCGACCUGCAGAACGUCCUCAACUCGGUGCCGCUCUUCAAGCCGGCCAAGGACAACAUGCUCAAGCAGAGCAACUACACGCUGAGUUGUCCGCUCGUCAAGGGCACCUACGCCAUGAACAACAUGCGCGUCAGCCCCAAGAACCCCCUGCUGAGCCUCCUCUACCAGCCGAAGCACACCUUCUCCGUGAAAGGCGGACUGUUCGAGGAAGUGCCGCGGAGUCGGCGGCUGAGGCCGCUGUCCACCUACUUCAUGGCCGGGAAGAUUGUGAAGAGGUCCUGUGGGUCGAAUGAGUGA